Molecule: messenger RNA, 2793 nt
Organism: Chaetura pelagica (chimney swift)
Lineage: Eukaryota; Metazoa; Chordata; Aves; Apodiformes; Apodidae
Gene: MEIOC
Product: chromosome unknown open reading frame, human C17orf104
Exons: 8
Coding region: 1-2793 (930 amino acids)
Biological process (GO): meiotic cell cycle; mRNA stabilization; male meiosis I
Cellular component (GO): nucleus; cytoplasm
Source: RefSeq, a predicted model, not a curated record
AUGCUGCCCAAGGUCACGUUCCGAGCUGGCAGUUGCUGCUGGAGCAGCGCUGAAGCUGGCGGGAGGCUGAGUGAUGCGUUCAGUAAUGUGAUGACAGGCUCUGGCUCACUCUAUGGUUGCUACAAAUCACAGAAUGAAGAAAAUGUAGAGCUCCCUCAGACCUACAGUUCUUCCCUUUCAACAUCUGAGUUUCCUGUGCCUGUGGACUCUUCCCUUUUGUAUGCACCGUGGUCUACCUGUGGAGAUGACACUAAGCAGCCUGCUGCUUCUCAGAUGAAUGUGAAGUCCAGGAUUCAACCCGAAAGGAAUGAUUAUGGCAGUGAAACAGAUUUAUAUGGACUUGUGUCCAACAUCUUGGAAGAACAAGACAAAUCACAGCCAUGUUGUGCUGAGGGGAGCUGCCCUUCCAACUUGAAGUCAGUGUGGCCCAUGAACGCAACCAGAAUCCUAGACCACCAUGACCUGUUGCCAGAAACGAAAAGACCAGUGGUUGGAGCUGUCUCACAGCAGGGUUUCUAUGGCAGCGAGUCGGUCGCUGGAGCGGAGCAGCAGCACCUGCCGGGCGCUGAGCCCCCGCAGCAGCGGGGGGAGGAGCGUUACCGCGGGCUGGCUGCCGCGGGGCUGGAGGAGCAGGGCGCCUACCCCGCCAGGAGUGAUCAUGCCAACUGUUGCAACGUGCAGAAUAAUGAGAAUAUGAAGACAACACCCAUCUAUCAGAACUAUCCGUUCAUAAAAUCUACCUUCUCAGCCCCAGCUGGGUAUACAGAAGUCAUGAAAGACCCGGCAGCCGAUGCCUGCCCUUACGGGAGAGAGAAGGUGUGUCCCAAGGGAGCCGACCCGCAGCCGCACCAGAAGCGGGCAGAAACCUUUCUUUCACAGUUUCACAGAUACAAUGAGAACACAGAUUAUAGUAGAUACACCGAAUAUUCUCAUGCUGGUAAAGCCAAACCUAACAAGAGCACCAAUUGUAGCCUCCAAGAAAAUAAAAAGCUAGUAAAUGGAAGCAUUGAGGCAGCAUCUCUGGACACAGAGCCCUACACUAAAUUAUUUCAAAUUAAAUCAGGAACACAGAAAAAAAUAGAAGAUACAGUAUCAGAUCAGCAGAACUUCACAUUUCCCAAGGCUGUAGGAUUUUUAUCAGAAAAACAAUUUGCAAAUGAAGCUUCAUUCUGCACUGAUUUUGGGCAAAAAUUUGACUAUGGACUAAAAUCUUUUGCAACUUGUUCAGGGAACAGUGAUUGUGCAAAUGGUGUAGAAAAGCAGCAGUUUUCAAAGUCUGAUCUUCAGAAUUCUGAAUACUGUAAAUCGCUUCCUGUGUUACCAAACUCAGCAAACCCAUCAGCAGGUGCCUUUGUCAGGCCAGCCUGGAUGAACAUGCAAACUAAAACCACUGCUUCUGCCCCAUUUCAGAGUCCAAGUCCUUUGGUGAAACUGAAUAAUCAUCUUCCUGCUUUUCAAAAAAGCUCCAGUCAUCCUAAUGACUUUUUUCAGUUGUCAUCUUCAAAUUUCCCUUUAAGCAGUAAUUUAUUUCACAAGUACUGUCAAGAUAAUCCUUCAUUCUUUUCAAGUCUUGAUUUUGGUUACAACCCUGCAGAACGAGCUCGAUCUGCUGCUUGCCUAGAAGCACUAGUGAGGGGGGGAGAAGAGAAUCUUCUCGAGUAUUUAAGUGAAAAGAAACUGAAGCAGCCAAAUGGGUUCUGUGACAAUUAUUUAGCUCAGCAGGUUGAGAUCCUUGAAAACAUGAACAAACAGCGGUUCCAGUCAAAGCCACAGAGUGAGCGUUACGACCUGGAAGGACACAAACACGUGGAUGGGUUGUUGCAGAACAUGUACCAAGAUCUAGUGGAGUCUCAGGGACAGUUCAGUCUCAGGCAGGCGAGCGGAGACACCAACACCAGCAAUCCUGGGACUUGCCUGCCAGCUCCUGGCUUGUCCAACAGCUGCCUGAUGGGUGACUUCAGGCUGAACCAGCAGCUGGGGUCAAGCACAUUCCCCUGGAGAUCAGCUCGUCUCUUAGGCCGUUCGGUUCUCCCUCUGAUGGAGUCUCAUGACAUGUUCUCCCACGAUGAUUUAAAAUGCUUCUACCCUUAUUUGAAUGAUAAGAUGUAUGGUGACAGUUCUUUUCCUGGUUUUGUACCAGCAUUUGGAUUUCAAAGGCAAGUGAAAAACCGUAGUGGGCCUUCCAGCGAGCUUCAUGUUAGACUAGAAGAAUGUUAUGAGCAGUGGAGAGCUUUGGAGAAAGAAAGAAAGAAGACUGAAUCAGCUCUUGCUAAGAAUUUCCAAGGGAAAAAGGUUUCCAGUGCUAACAACACUCCCAUUCCAAGGCUGACAUCAAACCCAUCAAGAGUUGAUCGUUUAAUUGUGGAUCAGCUGCGAGAACAAGCCAGAGUUGUGACUUUGCUGGGAAAAAUGGAGCGUCUCCGCAGUUCUCCCCUUCAUGCCAACAUUUCUACUGCUCUUGAUAAACACCUGGAGGUCAUUCAUGUAGUGCACUCACGUAGAAAAGAUGAAAUUGUAAAUGCUUCCAAUCGACAGAGGCAAGGAGCUCCCAGAUGCCCGGAUGACAGAGAUGUGUUUGCUCUUGCUCUGGCAAUUAAAGAGAUGAGUGCAGCAACGCGUAAAGCACGUACCACCCUCUGGUGUGCCCUCCAGAUGACCUUGCCAAAAUCUUCUGCUGGAAAACUCGAUCGAGAGAAAACUCCCCGGGAGCUGGUGCAGCCUCAGGAAAAAGUGUGUGAGAACUACAGCAUCUGCAGCGUCCUCAGUCAGAGGGCUGAAGUAAACAAGCACUAA